GCCCACUGGUAAUAACCUUUCUGACUUGUUUGAAGAACAUCCGAUCGCCUAUUUGUACAGACAGGCCUUGGAUUAACUUUUCGUGUUAUCUUUGAGUGUGAGGUUAUACAUUUGUUUUGUUUAUAUUGAUUGAGCACUUGUGAUGCUUGCUCUAGAAAGGUGCUGCACAUUUAAACUUUACUCACUGAAUUACUUAGUCACCUUGUCCUGGUAAAAUGUCCUUGAACAAGAUGGGGAACCUCCUUCUUCCUUUAUCCCUGUACUGUAAAUUGCUGUGGAUAAGCCCAUCAGCUAAACACCUGUAAUGUAGAUGUAAACUCCCUACUUAUGCCAACACGUUGCUGUUGAGACUGGAAUCAGCAGGAGCCCAGGGGUGGAGGAGGGUGGGAUGCUGGGAAGCAGUGAAAGGUGAAUCAGCCUCCACCUUUGUUUCCAAGUGGCCCCGCUGGCUUUGUUUUGGAGCAGAAUGAAUUAUUAACGGUGGCCUUCUGGUCGUGUUUUUCAUCAGUGUCCACCUCCAAAGGUAAAGAGCACUGUGCUGAGAGAUCUCCAUUGACUGGCUCCUUCCAUCGUGACAGCACAACUGUCUACUUUUUUUUUCAAUCUUCACUUUGUCUGUCUUUAUUUUUAGUUUUCCUUUCUUUCUGACCCCUCUCUCUGUUUUUCCAUCACACUGUUUCUCUUGAAUGGCCAAAUUAACCAACACAGGUGCUGAAGAAUAUCUGCUCUCCAUGACAAUGAAAGAGCCGUCCUUCUGCAUGGCAGACUACCUUGUACUCCAGUUCACAAUCAUAUUGUAUGAAACACACUGUGUUAAACCUUAAAAGGAUAAUUCCACUUCACCUAAAUUGAAUAAUCUCUCAUAAACAUUAGUUAACAGACAAUAAAUCUCAAGCAUAACACCUGUAAAUCACUUUUUAGUAUGCUUGUGAAUCGGUGUCUCAACAGUGAAUUAUUUAGAUUUUUCAAGUCGGUGAACCGUAAAGUGGGUCAGGAAUGACUUCCCAAUAUAGUAAUCAUUAGAUGUACACCUGCAGUGAUGUGAGGUAAUACUUAUUCUUCUGCAAAUUGUCACAGACAGCAAAUGUUUUGAUUUAUAUGUUAUUCAAAAACUAGAGACAAAAACUAAUGUUUCUAUUAUUUUACAAAAUGUAGUGAUACUAUUUUUUAUUGAUGUCAAUCAACGUUUAAUAUAUUAUUGUUGACAAACUGGAAAAACUAUAAACACAAAAUAGAAGUUUGAGUAUCCUGUAUUCUGAAUCAGAAACAGAAAUACUUUUUUUAGUCCCCAAGGGAAAUUGAGAUGUUGCUGUUGCUCUUAUGUAAAAGCAUAAAGAAAUAUAAGAAAAAUAGAAAUAAUGGAGUAUGUAAAAUGUAAAUUAUGUACAUAAUGCUACAAUAUCUAAGUAUAAAUAAAUAAGAAAAAUAAGAAAGGAGAAAUAUGUACAUCAAACCCACAAUAGUGCAAAUAAGAAAUAAAUAAGAAUAUUUCUUGAUGAAUAAAAUAAAAAUGAAUAAAAUACAAUAAAUGUUUCCCCUUAUAGCGAGGUUAUCUGAACUGCAGAUACAGAGAGUAAAGAACAUUUUUUGUGAAAUAAUGAUCUUUACACCAAGAUGCAUCUAGGCAGUCUUUUAAGUUAAAUUCCAGCGGCUACUACUGCCUCCAUAUUUAAGGUCAACGAGUCUGUGUGAGGCAUUUUCAUUGGCUUGAAUGCUGUCAUAAACAGGUGUAUUAAAGGAUUGGAUUGGCUGCAUGCCACCUUUUUCCUGUAUAAUAUUCUUACAUGGUAUUACAUCUUCCUCAAGGACACUCAGUCAGGUCUGAUCAGCCAUUGUGUUUGUGUGUGUGUGUGUGUGUGUGUGUGUGAAUGGCUCUUCUUCUGGAAAACACAUUCCCUUGUUGUUGUAGUUCAGAUAACACAUUUGGUUUUGCUCUGAUGGUUUAAUAUGUGGCUUUCUGUCUUGAUUUGACCAAGCGUUUUUCUAGAAUUUAGUUUUGUCAAAUUUGACACGUAGGUGAAUAUCACCAUGUUUUCCUUUGUCCAUCUGCAGUAUACAGUAUAAGUAUACUUUGGAGGUUGACAGGAUGUCAAUAUUUUUCCAGAAGGGAUUUAGUUCUUGUCAUGUUUGCUCCUUUCAAACAAUCAAACCCCUCUGCUCUUCCUGGAAGAGGCCAGGUGCAGUGUUGUUUUCCAAAGUAGCCAUUUUCCAUCCAACUUGCAGACAGCCACUCCUCGUUGCCUCUAAUUAGCUCUGAUAGUUAAAAAACGAAGAAAAAGAUAUUGAUAAUUAUCUUUUUGCAAGAUUCUCCUGCCCGGCCACGCUGCUUGACAGUUUCUUUCCAUCCGCCCCUUCUGCUUAGCCAAUUUGCUGUCACUUGAUCCUCUUUAUCAUCUGCCGGCCAGAGGAUGCUCCCGACUGGCCGAAAUGCCCGGCAACUGUAACUAAGGGGCAGGCAUAACUGUGCUAAGCUUUUGGUUAAAAAUAAAGAAUAAAUAAAGUAUCCAGAAGAACCUGGAGCCGGGCUGGAUGAGAGAGAGGACUCAUUUUACUGGGGUUAAUUAUCCAAGAUGUUUCAUGGGAUUAUGGAGGUUGAGUGUCAUCUAUUCAUGAACAUUAUAUACUAAUGUAUUUAAGAAAGUGGCGAGCUCAGGCUGACACUAACAGCAAUCGUCUUUCCCUCGUCCCCCAAAGUAGAGACAGCAUAACGGGUGACUCAUGUGUCGUGAAAUGUAUAUUUUGCUAUUUUUUGCUGUGAUAUUUUAUCUCAUGUUAUAUUUUCAAUGCUGUUGGUUGUUUUCAUGUAGGAAUUAAAUAGACCUGGGUGUUUAUUUUUACACACUGGGGCUAGGUAAAUGAAUGGAGGAGGGAGAUUGAGGGGAAGAAGUGGGACUAAAACAGUGAAGGAAAGAAAGGAGGGGGGUGUGGGGGCUUUAGUUAAUAGAAAACCCGACUGAGAGAGAUAAGUAAUAUGUAAAGAGGAAAUGUAUCCAAAUUUACCUCUGGGAGAAAGCCAGAGUGAGAGACAGAAUAAUGUGGCAGGGAGCCUCAGGUGCAGCUGGGAUGGGAGGAGGCGGGGCAAUGAGGGAGAAGCUGAGGGAGAGAGAGCGAGAAAGAGGGAGGGUUCAUGUGUGUGUGUGUGUGUGUGUGGAAAGAGAGAGAGGUUGAGUGUGCAAGCUAGAGAGAUUGUGUGGAGAGGGAGGGAGGGAAGUGUAAGCCAGUCACAGCAUCUCUCCUUCUCACUGCACCAGGGCUGAGGGACUCUUCGUCCCCUCGCUUCCCUCGCUGCAGAUUUAACUCAUUUCCAUCAGCGCAGUCAUCUCUUUUUUUUUUCUUGCUUUUUACUUGCUGCUUUUGACAGAUGCAUUGCAUUCAUCUCUUUCUGUAUGCCAGGAUCUAAGGAUUUAUUUAUCAAAAGCGUGGGUUGUCCUGUUUUAACGGAAUUAAAAGGGGGACGUUUGCAGAGGACAGUGCUUGAAACUGGAACUCUGACUGGGACAUGGUCUUUUUUUAAUGCUGCUGGAGUGGAUUCCCUUUUUGUUGCGCUGCCGGUGUUUUGUUCAGGACGACAUACAUACUGAGAGAGGAGUUGUAGGACCCCAUUCCUCUACAACUAAACACAGCGCAUACUUCAAAGGACUAAAGCAAGUUAGAAAAUCUAUGGUUGCAUUAAGCACUUGAGGAGGUGCUAAGCCUCCCCAGCCAAUGCUUCCGAAUGUCACAACAAAAAUGCAAGUAACACGUUUAUGGGAUGAAUAGAUGGAUUUCCGGUUGAUCCCCACACCCCUCUCUGCAAGUGUCUGCCAUAGGAUUGCGGAGGAGUCAAAGCGAGAGGAGCGCUGAGCUAUUCAGCUGGCCUCUCAUUGCUCCAGGAGAGUCCUUCCACCUGCCUGCAUGGGAGUCUUACAUUCAACACUUUUCAUCAGCUACUGGACUUUUACAUUUGUUUGUCUUUCGCGACUUGCAGUCCAGAACACUGAGAGGCAAGUUUGCACAUUCGGAUUAAAACUUUAAAUCACUUUAAUAGCAAAACUCAUCCAGACAUUUUGACGCACAUUUUUUUUUUUUUUUUUUUACUUCAUUCUGCCGAGGGAUGCCUUGUCAACACAUUUCCCCCCCAAGCGCCGUGUGUGCUGAGAGAGCUGUGACAUUAUCUCCUGCGGAGAUCCCCAUGUUGUUCUAGCCUGUGUCUGUGUUUUGAUUCAGACAAUAGCUGGGCAUGCAUGGGCUCCAGACACUGACCAGAGGACCACCAAAAUAAGGGAAGCCUGCUGUUACAUUGUAAACACACUAGCACCCAUGGCACAGUGAAACUUUGGAUUUAAUUGAAGGGUUGCUUUGCAGAGAUGGAUGUAAUUUUUUUCCCAGACUUUGGUAAACACCAAGACAGACUCCUAAGAAGCUUUUUUCUUUUGAAAGGUAACUGCACUCAGUAAAUUUCAACUGAUCUCUUGGAGUGAAAUGGGAGCUAUAUGCUGCUUAUUUAUUUGAUCUCCUGUGAGGAUCUGUGAAGAGCGCAGAGCAUUGUGCUUUGCUUCAUGCUUUAACCUCUUUGUAUGGUGUCCUCCCUCGCAUCUUCUGUGCUCUCUGCCCUUGUACGGACAGCUUAUGCCCUCAGCCUCCCGGUGGCAACCCUCAUUAGGAUCAGGAGAUGAGGCCACAGACUGGCAGGCAAAGCAGCAGGGAUACUCGCCUUUGGGAUAGAUGCUGGCCACAGCACUAAUGCUACCCUGCUACUCUGGUUUACUGAAGAAGUGCCGGUUUUUUUUUCUCUCUACUCCUGACUGUUACCCACCCACUACUUUCACUAACCAUGAGUGAUUGGAAAAGGAGAGCUAAACGGGUUGUCCUACCCGCCCAGAGGCUGUAUUGAUUUUCCUCCAGUCAGUGUUCAUUUGAUUGAGACCCAGCUAUGUAAGCGUAAGGUGAAAGAGAGAGUGAGUGUGUUAGAGAGAGUAUUGAGCUCGGUUAACUGAAGAAGGCUGCAGACACCGCGCUGUAGAGCGGGUGGGGGGGCAGGCAGUUCUCCAGUUUCAGGCCAGCUGCCUUAUGGGUGACACACCACAAACCUGACCCACCUGGACAGCACCCAGAACAAUGAACCAGUCUGAACUGACAACGGACCCGGUGCUCACUGCCAACAGCAGUCAUGGAGACUUCUUUCCUGGCAGGGCCGGCAACCACUCGUGUCCCUUGGGCUGGGGGCUGAACGAAGGCCUAGAGGCUUGCGUCCUGGAGACUGCUGUCAUUGUACUUCUGACAGUACUUAUUAUUGCAGGGAACCUGACGGUGAUCUUCGUGUUCCACUGUGCCCCCCUGCUACACCACUACACCACCAGCUACUUCAUCCAGACCAUGGCCUAUGCUGACCUGCUGGUGGGUCUUAGCUGCCUGGUGCCCACCCUGUCUCUACUCCACUACCCAGCAGGUGUCCAGGAGCCCAUCACAUGCCAGGUCUUCAGCUACGUCAUCUCCGUUCUGAAGAGCGUUUCAAUGGCCUGCUUGGCUUGUAUCAGUGUGGACCGCUACCUGGCUAUAACUAAACCACUGUCUUACAACCAGCUGGUGACGCCAUGCCGGCUACGAGGCUGCAUCACUCUAAUCUGGGUCUACUCUAGCCUGGUUUUCUUGCCCUCUUUCUUUGGGUGGGGUAAACCAGGCUAUCAUGGGGACAUUUUUGAGUGGUGCGCUCACUCGUGGCCCACCUCUGCCCUCUUUACGGGCUUUGUGGUGUGUUUGCUCUACGCGCCCGCUGCACUCGUGGUUUGUUUUACCUAUUACCAUAUCUUUCGCAUUUGCCAGCAGCACAACAGGGACAUCAGUGAACGGCGGGCACGUUUCCCCAGCCAGGAGAUGGAGGCUGGUGAGGGGGGCGGAGGCGGCGGGCAUCACGGAGGGCACGGACCAGAUCGGCGCUAUGCGAUGGUGCUGUUCCGCAUCACCAGCGUUUUCUAUAUGCUUUGGCUGCCCUACAUAAUCUACUUCCUGCUAGAGAGCUCCCAUGUGCUUGAUAGCCCUGCCCUCUCCUUCAUCACCACCUGGCUGGCUAUUAGCAACAGCUUUUGCAACUGUGUCAUCUACAGCCUGUCUAAUAGUGUGUUCCGCCUGGGCAUGCGUAGGCUCUCGCAGACGAUUUGCUCCUUCAGCCACUGUGCGGCCGAUGACAGGGACUUUGGGGAGCCUAAACCGAGGAAGAGGGCAAACUCGUGCUCCAUCUGAAGGGAUGACUUUUACAGGAUGAGGAUACUGCUGGAAUCCAUGAAUGGGGAACGUGAAUCUUAACAAGCUUAGCAGCUUGUUAACUUUCAGUAACAUUGGCAGGGCUUAACCAAACAGAAAACAAUUUCUGUUGUACCAGCCUGUCAGCUGACACCAGUGACAUUGCCUUGGUCACAAUAAACCAUGGUUUAUUGCAUUACAAGCUUCUCAAGGAGAUGGUGCAGUGUCUAAACAGAGAGAUUUAAAGAGAUGGGCACUCUGUGAUGGCUGUUAUUCUGUGGUAUGUGACUUGGCUGUGGAUCAUAUAGAAAGUAGUCUCCCCAUGGCUUUCUUUGCCUUUACAUCUCUCUGUAUGUCAUCAGCCAGGUCAGACAUAGUGGGAAGACAAAAUUGUAAAAGAUUCACAAAUAGCUCCUCAGACAUCAAAUGUGACCACACUAUUUCAUGGCUGUUAAACUUUGUCAGUGGCUGUGAAUUGGAUCGACCUUCUAUUCGAUGUCUCUGUGCUUUCUGUCGUUAGGAGAGACUAGAUAACCCACACAUAGUCGUGCUCAUACACCUGUUUAAAGGUUGUAAAUGAAUAUUUGACUUUUUAGCUGUAUAAACCCACACGGUGACAAUGACGACAGCCAUUAUGCUGCUGAUAAAUAACAGAUGGCGUAUGGCCUUGACUGUUUUCUAAAGGAAAGUGCGCAGUCCAUUUCUAGUGAAGUAUUUUGUGUUGAGUCUGUAAACAUGAUGUGAGCAGGAGAGCGAUGCAAAAAAGUCAUGAUGUACUGGUCAGGUGUUCUGGCACAUUUUUUUCUAUUAUCAGAGUGAUGGCCAAUGAAAUUUGGAUAAAGUUUACUUUAAAACAUAAUACAUAAUGUAACAGUGGACAGUAAAACAUGCUCCUACAUCACAGCAUUAGACCAAGGACUGCAAAAAUAUCAAAACUUGUAAAAGGAGUGUUGAAACCUUUAAAUCAAAAUCCCCAAAACGAGAAUAAAGUUUUCACUUGACUCAACAUGAUUACUAAUCUAUGAUGUAGGUGGUCAAAUUAUCAAUACAUUUAAGGCAUUCCCUACUGCCGUAGUGUGACCUAUAUCAAAUUUUCCACGGAUGACAUGCUGCUUUCAUUGUUUACCAAUUUAAAUAUUAACUGAUUAUAGUCAGUUACCACCAAUUGUUUGGUGCACCCCCUACUAAAAAGCACCUUAUUUCCAGAAUCAAAGGUGUCGGUUUGACACUGAGGCCUUUAUAUUGAAGACAGUGAACUGAUGCUCUCAGCUUAGAGUUUUUUCCCAAGGUCCACUCUUUGCGCUUAUGAAAUAGCCCAUCAGCACCACCAGCAUUCCCACCAUUGGUGUGGCAUUCCUGAUAUGGCUGUGUUAUGAGUAUUCUGCUAACAGUUUGAUGCAUGAGUGCUCAUGACAGCCAUUUCUAACCAGCAAAUAAAUAUUACACCCCCCCUUCCCUCCGUACUGUAUAUGUAGGGCCAUAUACUGGAUAGUGAACAAACAACAGAAUUUGAAUUAUCUAAUUUUUCCCAUUAUUAUUUAUUUUGCAAAAGGGUUAGUUUAGAAACUGAAUUCUGUAAUUGAGCUGACUUGAGGAUAUCUGAAUGUUGCUUUUUUACCCGCUCAAAAACCUCCCUGAGUCACAUGGGCAAGAAAAAAUAGUGUAGACCUGAAUAUGUAGGCUGGUUUCGGGUGCUUUGCAUCAGUGACACAGUUAUCUUUGUUAAAGAUGAUAGUGGAUUUCAUUUCCCAGCAGCGGUGGACAGAGGCUCAGGUUAAUGUGAUCUGAUCUGUCUGGAGGUCGCUGUGAGGUUAAAACUUAACUGAUCUGAAAUUACAUGCUUAGUUGUGAUAAAGGUUUAAGGCUAUCAGUAGCUUAUCUUGUGGAGUUUUUUUUUAAACUAUUGGUCCGGACAAUCCUCAUUAAUUUUAAUUUGCCCCGCUCUCUUUCAGUUCUACCAAUUCUGUUGCUAAUCUAAAAAAGUUACCGCCCUCAAAUUACAGGCCUCAAUGUCUUACAUACUCCUCAGUGCUUUUGUAAGUGACCACAGAAGUUAGUGUGCUCUUCUCACAGGGUCCAACCUAACUGGGAAUCACACUGUAAAUUUAGUUGAGCUUGUUGAAUUUUCCUUAUCUUUUUUCAUGAUGUCAGUGCCCAAGCAACAGAUGGCUGUGUUGGAGAGUAUAGGUGUUAGAAAUGGAGUCCUUAAUGGAUUUUUUAUGGGCUUCUUAUUGGAGAUAACUCCAUUCUGCAAAUAAAAUACAAUUUUGUUCUUUUACUGUGCCCAUUCCAGCUUGGUAAAUCUAAAGACUGUUCCCCAAUCUGGGGCUUUUGAUAUACAAAGUUCAGAUGAUGUGUGUUGUUAAAGCAACCCACAAACUGCCAUUGGUUAUGAUUCCCAUCUCUUGCGACAGCACAUUAGUAUACAGAAGUCAUUCCAGUCAAUCUACCUUGUACAUUCCCUUGAUCACUGGAUCAGUGUCAAAGCAUAAUUCGUUCCACAUGAAUACAGCCACGUACUAUAGCCAAUAACUGAUACUCAUUUCCCUCUUUGCUCAUGUAGUGUCAUCUGUGGUUUAGGCCUUGCUUGUCGUGUAUGUGUGUCCAUGCUAGAAACCAAGUGACACAGCAAACCCAGCCCCUCGAUAUUGUAACUGCUUAACGGUAGCCCGUGUAAGUCAUUCCUCAUUUUAAAGCUGCAUUUAGUGAUUUUUGAACACAAGGGGCAGAAAGACUCUAAGCCUUUAGCUUAUUAUAUAUUAGUGGCAAGACAUUUGCUUCUUCACAUCCAGCAAAAACAGAGCUACUUGAUCAUUCCAUUCAAGAGUCUUUCUGGCCAUUCUGAUGAAUGUAAGUACAAUAUUGUUUUUUAAGCCAAGGUUUGGUAAACCAACAUCACCAACAGAAAAAUAUCUGUCUCGUUUAGGUUAUCUACAUGCUCCACUUUCUUUACCAGCCAUUCACUCAUUUACUUUGGCGCUCUGCAGUUUUGCAUGAGUUAGGUAGCCCACAGUCAACUUGAAAUGAUCACGUGCUGGGAGUGCCUGCUCAUCUUGUAAUGUAUGUGCCAGCAUUGUUUUGGUUUUGUUGGUUCAAACAACUAAGAUAACCAAAUCCGUGAGGUAAAAGCAGCUGUGUAAAAGCUGCAAUAUUGAUUCUUAGCGGGAUCAUCUGCGGUCAUCACCCUUUAACAUAAUCAGGAGUUGUUUGAGUCAGUGUUAGUAUAAAAAAAUAUUGCUUUAUGCAGCUUUAACGCAUUACAGAUUGUUCUGUAUACGUGCCUAAAGAUGUUAUUUUGUAGGAAAAGUGAAAAAAAGAUGUUGAGAAGUAUUUACUGUUACAUGGACAUGCUGCACUUUUUAAAACAUUUUCCAGCUACAUGAACAUACCUUGUGACCGCGUACACAUCUGAAGGUACAUUGCUGUUGGAUUCAUUUUCCGUGACUUUGUAAUAGUUCAGAUGGUCAAGUCAUUAAUUUAUCACAGUCGAUCUGACUUCUGCCUUCAAGUGGGUACAUGUUCUACUAUCUGACGUCUGCAUCAUACCUGUAAGAUAAGAGGAGACAGCAGAUUUGUCGAAGUCUUGUGAAUGCCCUUCUUUAGCCAUAUGACCUGGCAUAUAUGAGGAAUAGCAGUAGGGAACCACAGCAUAGCCGUGUCAAAUACUAGACUUACGAUGAUAUUCUUUUUAUUUCGAUAGCUCGUGUUUUUUGAUGCUCCUUUGGAGCAUAGUGCAGUGGGUUAGUAGAAGAAAUGUAUAAGGUCUGAAUUAGUGCUGUAUUAUCUUCACAAUGUGGUGACAAACAACUAAAUAACAAACUGUAUAACACGGAAGAAAGCAAAGUUCUGUAAUAGCCUAAAAUAAAAUAGCUCAGUUGUUACCAUUUAAUGUAAAAUUUGGAAUAUACCAUUCAAGUGGAGAUUAUAGUAUUUGCACAAAUAUUCAUUCCUUUGGUGGACUUUUUGUAGCGGGUUAUGUGAAAUGGGUGUCUUGGCUCAAGGUUUCAAAAAUCCAAGAGCCACUGAAUGAAUAUUUAAAGAAAAUAAAUUGUUUAUAUGUGUCUGUAUUACACUGACCAAACUGAAGUGGUAGAAAAUCAAAACUGUUAACUUGUUCAAACAAGUCAUCUUUGGUUUCAUUGAUCGAGUCUUUUAGUAAAAAAGAGUUUUAUUAAUUACAGGAUAAUAUGUAUUUAUUUAUUAAGUUAUGUUUAAACCUUUACACAAUAUACUGUAUAUGAGUAUACUGUAUGUAAAGUGUGUGUAUCUGUUUUUAAUCUGCUGUACAGCCAAAAAAAUCAGACAAAUUCUGACAAAGGUAUGGCGCACCCAUUUGUGUUAAAUCAACUAGGCUGCUGAUGUUUUGAGUAGGAGGCAGAGUGUGUGAAAUUACAUAGUAUCUAUUUUUUUAUUUUGAAAUUUUGUCAAAGACUAUGGUUUUGUCGUUGCUGCCAACCCAAUAAAGGUGAAAAUAGUAGACAUCUGCA
This is a messenger RNA of Sebastes umbrosus (honeycomb rockfish), 10706 nucleotides long. RefSeq names its product G protein-coupled receptor 52 (gene gpr52). Gene Ontology annotation, cellular component: membrane. The record is from RefSeq and is a predicted model, not a curated record. The transcript has a single exon. The coding region runs from base 5098 to 6219 and encodes 373 amino acids. NCBI's taxonomy places the organism in Eukaryota, Metazoa, Chordata, Actinopteri, Perciformes, Sebastidae. Gene Ontology annotation, biological process: G protein-coupled receptor signaling pathway. Gene Ontology annotation, molecular function: G protein-coupled receptor activity.